UCCGGUCCAUUGUCCCCCCAUAGUGAACACCCAGUAAUGUACACAAUAAUCCCCCCUGUCAACGCCGAAAAAACGCAAGUGCUCGCCCGAGAGCUGUCAAAGCCCUGACGAUGGCACGCAACGUGUCCGCAUUUCGAGUAAACAUUCCACCCUGGACCUAUUUCUAAUCAAGCAAACCGACAAAAUCCCCCCAACGAACGUGCAAAAGUGAAUUCUAAUCCCAUACGACGUGAAUACUGAUGUAAACACCCGUGAAAUUCCCGAGAAUCGAGAUAAACGUCGAAAAGCCUGCCGUGUGCUUAGAAACCGGAAGUUGGUGACGCUCUUUAAUCGCGAAUCGAUCACUUGAAGCCUCGAUAAACCGUUGACAGUCUCACCCCGGCCUCGAUGGAGCCCCGAGCCCCCUGAUCCUGCCAUGAUGACUCCGAUGAGCGAGGACGGCGGUCCGCUGCGGGAGUGGGCCCCCCUGACAGCUCUCCUCCAGCAGAUUCCGGUGAAACUCCAAAGUGGAAUAUUCACGCAGGACAUCAACUUCACGUGCAUCUCAGUCCUCCCGGAGUUCCUGGCGAUUGGCACCAACUGCGGACUAGUUUACUGGUACAAUCGUGAGACCGGUGACCUGCAGAGGCUGCGAUGCGAGAACGCCUACUCCAGCAUCACGUGCCUGCGCGUCAUCUCGACGGUGGACUACAUGGUGGCAGCGGGUAACAAUCAGGGGGUCGUCACAGUAUUCCAGAUCCCGAAGAAUCUCCCGGAGUCGUUGCCCGAGAGCUUGCGACCGAAGCAGAAGAAGCAGGUGGAGAGGUACAACAUCGGGGGGAUCCACAGGAGCCCAGUGAGCUCGGUCGAGUGGUCGAAGAACGGGAUGAAGCUGUUCAGUGGAGACCAGGAUGGCCUCGUGGUCCUCACGGAGAUUGACUUCUACAUGCACCUGUCGAAGUCCUCGGAGCUGCUGAACGAGAAGUACGCAGUUGUCCAGCUGAGUUAUCAGCAGGGGCUGCUGCUGGUGUCGACCCUCUUCAGGACGAUCCUGGUGAACAGCAAUCAGGAGAGAAAAGUGUCCCAGGUGGGGCAGAAGGAGAGAAAGUCGCUGGGAAAAUUGGGGGCGGUCUUCGCCACUCGUCAGGCACACGUUCAAGAGCCAGUUAUUUACGCCAGUCGACCUGGACUGAGGCUCUGGCAGGCUGAUAAGACGGGGACUGUCAUCAAGACACUCAUCUUCAAGGAGGCUGUGCAGACGACUAAUACUGAGGUCGUUCUGCUCAAUCCUGCGCCUGAGAUGGUCAGGAAGAGACGGGGGGAGCCAACUUUUGGGGCUCUGAUGCCCUUCUGCGACGAUUUAUUCGUUACAUUCAGUGAGGAUGUCAUCUACGUGGUGAAUCCUGUGACGAUUGCUAUCACUUCGGUUGUCAAUGACCUCAGGAGGAUCACCGACGUCUCCUGCACGAAGGACGAGGUGUUCGUCCUCGAGGGGGAGAGGAACAUCCUGAGGAUCGCUUAUCACCCUGAGAUCAGCAAUGUCGAGAGUCCUGAGGAGACCAAGGACUCGCUGACGUUCGCAGAGAUCAGUAAACCCGUCACUGCGGGCAUUCUCGGGCUCACCUCGAGGAUCAAAGAGAAUUCUAUCGUUCCCAGCAUCCCUUUUUAUAAGAUCAGUCCUAGUAAUAUUAUUCAGGCGAUGAGUGCUCUGCCCUCCAGGGGGGGAGUCGAUCCCAAUCCUGUUGUCAAUGGGGAAGAGGCCACGGAGAUGCCUCCCAUCGUUCCACUGAGCAUCGACACACCUCUGGUCACUGAUGUUGAUAUCGAAGUCGAGCAGAAUGCGCAUUCUGGGGAGAGGGAGGAGGGCAAGGUGGACAGGAGACAGAUUUUCCAGAGGAUUGGGGAGCAGGAGUUUGAGGAAGUUGUUUUUACUCCUGAGAGGAAGCACAAGAGAGUGGGGAAGAGUAAUAGGAUUAAUGGGCACAAUGGAGAGGACAGUCUGUUAAAGUAUUGUAGGGAUAUUCAAGAGACCCGUUCGUCUCUGUUAACGUUGAGUAUUGAUGAUGAGUGUGUUCUGAGGGGGGAGAGGAAUCUCGAGAGCAUUCAGAAGGACGUGGAGAGCAAAGAGAAACUGCUCGCUGAUGUUCUUAAUUUUGAUCUGUCUGAGUAUAUGACGAGCAGCCAGAAUUAUUCGGAUGAUAGUCGGUCGAAUGGGAAUGGAAGUGCACUGGAUACGAUAACUUAUGUUAAUUGCACUGGGUCGACGGCUGAUUCUGCGAUUUUUCGUUUUGAGGAGGGAGACGAGGAUCGGGGGGAUGACUCCGGGGAUGAGGAUGAGAGCUACAGGACUGAAUUGAAGAAGCUGGAGACGCUCGGGGAGUGCAGCAAACAGCUCAUGCUGAUGGGUAAAGAGAAUUCUGUUGGGAUUGGGGAGGGUGAGGGAGAGAGGAAUGGAAGGGGGGAGUUUAAUCAUUCUAGGGAGCUGGAGAUUCGAUUCAAUGUUCUUUCGAAAGAAUUCGUAUCUUCUGCGAUAUGCGACGAAGCUGAUGACUGGGUCGUCGUGUCAACACAGGAUUAACGUCGCCACCAAAGCCAGAGAGUAAAUUUCAUUUUGACUAUUAAUCCAUUGCAUUGAAGAUUAUGUUAUUUAAUUGCGCAAGAUCUAUUCAGGGUAUUGGAAUAUAUUAUUCAAUGAUUAGUUUAUUUGGGGAGAAUGGGGAAAAAUCGACACUUCUGGCUGCUUGAAAAAUAUUCACUGCAUUAGAAAAGUUGAUCGCAUUUAAUUAACAAUUCAAUGACUUGUCAACAUUUAUAAAAAAUGGAGAUGUGAUUUCACCUCAAUCUCUCUCUUGUAGGAUAACCCAUAGUGAUAAAAAACCGGUCUAAGUAUAAUCAUGUUUUAUCUGCUUGAGAUAUUGUUUCAGAACAAGUAUAACAUUAAUUUGUAUGCUAGUCAUAACUGCGUUUUUCAUGGCACACGACAGGAUUCUAUAAUUUGGAGAUACAAUGGAGAUGAAAUAAAAUAUACUGCGAACGUUGUUAAAAACCGUCUGUUA
Molecule: messenger RNA, 3035 nt
Organism: Diachasma alloeum
Lineage: Eukaryota; Metazoa; Arthropoda; Insecta; Hymenoptera; Braconidae
Product: WD repeat-containing protein CG11141
Exons: 2
Coding region: 416-2557 (713 amino acids)
Molecular function (GO): protein binding
Source: RefSeq, a predicted model, not a curated record